AUGCAAAAAGAUGUGUUGCAUUUCAGUUCCCUUUCUGGAAAUCGAUUAAUUGGUCCAAUCCCAGCAGCGCUAGCAAAUCUCAGAAAUCUUACCAUCCUAGAGAACAAUGGCUUUUCAGGAAUUUUGCCUGCAGAACUGGGGAAUCUAUCCAAAAUUGAGCAAUUGCAUCUUAGCUCCAACAAUUUCACUGGAAAAAUACCUGAAACAUUUGCUAGGCUGACUUCAUUGAAGGAGUUUCGGAUUAGUGACAACAACUUCACAGGACACAUUCCUGAGUUUAUAUUUCGAAAUUGGAAAAAUCUUGAACAGAUAUAUAUGGAGGCAAGUGGUUUGAUUGGACCAAUUCCAUCCAUUAAUCUUACUUUACCUAACUUGACAUACAUAAUAAUUAGUGACUUGAUUGGAGCUGAAACAAAUUUUACACAACCACUCAUCGAUGCCAGUUUGCCUAAAUUGGAAAGACUGAUGUUGAGGAGUUGCAAUCUCAUUGGAGAGAUACCUGCUUCUUUUGGGACAUUCACAUCCAUAAAGAUAUUAGAUCUCAGCUUCAACAGACUCGGUGGAGAAAUUUCAGAAAAUCUUUCUACUCUUGAUAACUUGACUUAUUUGUUCUUAAAUGGAAAUAAUUUUACUGGAAAAGUCCCUUCAUGGAUACUGAAUACAAAGGAAAAUAUCGAUCUUUCAUACAACAACUUCACAGACAUAGGUGUACCAGGCUGUCAACAAAGUAAUAUCAUGAACUUGUUCUCAAGCAUUGCAAGAGUCAAUAACUCGUUAUUUUCCUCAGCUACGCACUCUGUUCAUAUAAACUGUGGAGGUGAAAUAACAAAAUUCAAUGGCACCGAUUAUGAUGCCGAUAACAAUCAAGCCGGGCCUUCGACAUUUUUACAAAGUACUAGGAACUGGGCAUUUAGUACCACCGGAGUUUUCCUAGACGAUGACCAUACGGACGACAACUUAGCUUUUGACAAUAGUCAAGUUUCUAUCAGUGGUGACGGUGCAGAACUCUACAGAAAUGCAAGGCUUGCACCUACCUCUUUGACAUACUAUCUUUUUUGUCUCGCCAAUUCAACUUACACAGUAAACCUCUAUUUUGCUGAGAUUCAGUUCACUAAUGAUCAAACUUAUAGCAGCUUGGGAAGACGCAUAUUUGAUGUUUACAUUCAGGGAAAGAAGAAGCUGAAGGAUUUCAAUAUUAAAGAAUCAGCAGGAGGGACAGGCAUACCAAUAGUAAAAGAAUUUACUAUAAUUGUAACCGAUGGCACUUUGGAGAUUGGUUUCCGAUGGGCCGGAAAAGCGACUUCUAUGCCUCAGGGAAUCAUUUACGGUCCUCUUAUCUCAGCAAUAUCUGUUUUCGAUCCUAAAAUAGAUGAUAAACUUUCAUCAGCAAGUACCGGUGGUAUUGCGACAGCUGCAGUGGUCGGUAUUGCGGGCGGAGCAGUGUUUGUUGCUUCAGUGAUUUUAGGCAUCCUUUGGUGGAAUGGUUGUUUAAGAGAAACGAGUACAUUGGAACGAGAUCUAAAAGGUAUAGAGUUGCAGACAACUUCCUUUACCUUAAGUCAAAUUAAAGCUGCCACAAACGAUUUUCAUGCUUCCAAUAAGAUCGGAGAAGGUGGUUUUGGUCCCGUUUACAAGGGCACUCUAGCAGAUGGCACUAUGAUCGCUGUUAAGCAGCUAUCGGCUCGAUCGAAGCAAGGAAACCUUGAGUUUGAGACUAAGAUUGGCAUGAUUUCAGCUCUACAACACCCUUAUCUUGUAAAGUUGUAUGGAUGUUGCAUUGAAGGAAAUCAACUGAUGCUUAUAUAUGAGUACCUGGAAAACAACAGCCUUGCUCGUGCAUUAUUUGGGCCACAAGAAUCUCAGUUGACAUUAGAUUGGCCAACAAGAAUGAAGAUCUGCAUAGGUAUAGCAAGAGGAUUAGCUUACCUCCAUGAAGAAUCAAGGUUGAAGAUUGUGCAUAGAGACAUAAAGGCCACUAAUGUGUUGCUUGAUAAGAAUUUAAACCCUAAAAUAUCCGAUUUCGGUUUGGCCAAGCUUGAUGAAGAAGAUAAUACCCAUAUUAGUACCCGAAUCGCAGGAACUUAUGGCUAUAUAGCUCCUGAAUACGCAUUGCAUGGCCGUUUGACAGAGAAAGCAGAUGUAUAUAGUUUUGGGAUAGUGGCUCUCGAAAUUGUUAGUGGGAGGUGCAACACUAGAAGCCGCCCAAAGCAAGAACCUUUCAUUCUCCUUGAAUGGGCUCAUGUUUUGAAGGAGAAUGGGAACUUGCUGGAAUUGGUUGAUACAAGGGUUGACUCAGAUUGCAACAUAGAUGGAGUGAUGGCUAUGAUCAACAUUGCACUAUUGUGCACAAAUCCCACUGCUUCAGCUAGGCCUUUAAUGUCUUCGGUGGUGAGCAUGCUUGAAGGCAAGGCUGAAGUUCAGGAAUACCUCACAGAUACAAGCAUUUCUUCAAAUCGUCAAAUGAGUGCUGAGGCUAUGAAAAAGUUGUAUCGGAAACUUGAAGAAGAUGAUACAGAUAUUAGCCAAACAAAGAGUAUGUUAGCUGAUGGGCCAUGGACCAAUUCUUCUACAUCUGCUGCUGAUCUUUAUCCAGCUAAUUUGACUUCUGGAUAUUUGCAGAAUACAGAUUCAACAAAUUAGAGAAAAUAUAUAUAAUUCUCUUGUUUGGUUUUCCCCCAGAAAA
This is a messenger RNA of Gossypium arboreum, 2683 nucleotides long. RefSeq names its product probable leucine-rich repeat receptor-like serine/threonine-protein kinase At3g14840. Gene Ontology annotation, biological process: protein phosphorylation. Gene Ontology annotation, molecular function: protein binding; ATP binding; protein kinase activity. Lineage: Eukaryota; Viridiplantae; Streptophyta; Magnoliopsida; Malvales; Malvaceae. The record is from RefSeq and is a predicted model, not a curated record.